Myxocyprinus asiaticus (Chinese sucker) is the source of this 2883-nucleotide messenger RNA. It is a transcript of the gene slc2a12, whose product is annotated as solute carrier family 2 member 12. Gene Ontology annotation, molecular function: transmembrane transporter activity. The transcript is spliced from 6 exons. Gene Ontology annotation, cellular component: membrane. Gene Ontology annotation, biological process: transmembrane transport. The record is from RefSeq and is a predicted model, not a curated record. The coding region runs from base 181 to 1989 and encodes 602 amino acids. NCBI's taxonomy places the organism in Eukaryota, Metazoa, Chordata, Actinopteri, Cypriniformes, Catostomidae.
UGUUUGUGCGUUGGUGAACAUAGGCGGAGUUUAAAGUCCCUGUGCUUUCCAAAACAAGAAACGUGUGUUGACACAAGGUCGGAAUCAGUUACUUCCACCCGGGAGGAGCGACGCGACCAGCUGUGAUGAUAUCAUAGAAAGCAUUGCGAUAAAACAGUUCAACCUCAACGCUGGAAGAACAUGUACACUUCCGAAGAGUCCAUAAGAAUGACCGACCCCCAGAUAAAACCAGCUCUGCCGAGUCAGGACACACACACACCCCUAGAGAAAAGCCCAUCUGCACAAUCAGGCAGUGGUGCAAUGCUUUUGUUGUGUUCUGUGUCAGUGGCCUGCCUGAGUGGGUUGAUGAUGGGCUAUGAGAUGAGUCUGAUAUCUGGAGCUUUGCUUCAGCUCAGAGAAGUUUUGACUCUCUCGUGCCCCCAGCAAGAGCAAGUCGUCGGGUCUCUUCUGCUUGGAGCCUUCUUUCUCUCCCUGGGUGGCGGCACCAUCCUGGACCGUUACGGACGCCGCUUCUCCAUCAUCCUCACAGCCCUGCUGUGUGUUUUAGGAACACUUCUGAGUGUGUGUGUGGUAUCGUUCUGGGCACUCGUGGCUGGGCGAAUGUUGGUUGGAAUGGCAGUGGCACUGUCGGGCACCGCAUCAUGCCUGUAUGCGGCGGAAGUGGCACCGGCCGCCUGGCGUGGGAGGUGCGUGUGCGUGUACGAGCUGAUGGUAGUAUUAGGGAUGCUGUUGGGAUUCUGGUUAAGCUGGGCAUUUGCAGGUAUUCCAAAUGGAUGGAGGUUUAUGUUCGGUGGUGUGCUGCUACCUGCGCUGCUGCAAGCCGGCAUUAUGCCUCUGUUGCCACAAAGUCCACGUUUCCUGCUCGCGCAACAGAGAGAGAAAGAGGCUCACGCCACUCUCCUCCGUCUUCGUGCAGGAAUCAAAGGGAAGGACACCGUGGAGGAAGAACUUCAGGCAAUUCGCCUGGCCCUGGGGGCGGAACGCCUGCAUGACUUCCUGGACCUCUUCCGUUCCCGCAACAACAUGCUUCACAGACUGCUUAUUGGUGCUGCGUUGGUUUUCUUGCAGCAGGCAACAGGACAGCCCAAUAUUCUGGCAUAUGCAUCAACUGUUCUCAGCAGUGUGGGCUUCCAUGGGAAUGAGGCGGCAACUCUUGCCUCUACAGGGUUUGGGGUGGCUAAAGUGGGAGGGACCAUUCCUGCCGUGUUUCUGGUGGACAGAGUGGGGCCUAAAGUGCUCCUGUGUGUCGGAACUGUUGUAAUGAUGUUGUCAACAGCAACACUGGGGGCCGUUACUAUGCAGAGCCGGACUCACGUUUCCAGCCUAUGCCAGGGCCCCAUGAUCAAAGCAAACCUCACUUUAUUUGGGAUGGGAGAUGAGACUGAUAUUCAGACAAACACACUACUUGGCUUGUCUCGGCCCUCCCCAUCUCACCAUGAACUUCAAACCAGCCACAGAAUAAAUCCUUUCCUCAUUAGUAUUAAUGAUAGUAAGGACCAUUGGAUUUUAAACCACACUUAUGAUCAUAGGACAGCUUUUGUGGACCCUGCAGAACUGGGGGUUUCACCCUCUCUGAAAUGGAUUUCUCUGGUCAGCCUGCUGGUAUAUGUAGCUGGAUUCUCCAUCAGCUUGGGACCAAUGGUACAUGUUGUUUUGAGUGCAAUCUUCCCAACUGGCAUCCGAGGAAAAGCUGUGUCCGUCAUCUCUGCCUUCAACUGGGCCACCAAUUUGCUCAUAUCGAUGACCUUCCUUACCCUGACAGAAAGGAUCGGUUUGCCCAGCGUGAUCUUCUCCUAUGCUGCUAUGAGCUUCGUGUUGGUGGUGUUUGUGAUUGUAUUUGUGCCAGAAACGAAAGGCCGAUCGCUGGAACAGAUUUCCAAGGAGCUUGCCAUGAAGAAUCAACUGAGCAGUGCACUGCUGUGUCACAGAAGAAAAAAGGAGGCUAAAACACAAUCCUCACCAGAGGAAAAAGCUCUUGCAACUGUUUGACAUUUCACUCAAAUGAAGAGUCGAAGAGCUAGAUGAAAUUUGCAAGCGAUUUUUUAAGUGUUCAUGUCAUCUUAGACUCACAUUGACGCCUGGUGUUGUGGAUGCAGCAUUAAAGUUAAUAGUUUUUAGUUACAGAUGCCAUUGAAUAAAUUCACUAUUCACAAUCAGCCAUGAUUAAUUUAAUCAAUGAGCGAAAGUGUCCAAUAACAAGACGGUUACUGAGAUCAAGCCAGUAGUAUUCAGAUGGUCAUGUGAUUCUAAAAUGGCAGCCCCCAUGAGGGCGCCCCUGCCCCAUGUAUAAUAAAACAGAUUUUAUAAGGUUACUGAUAUGAAUAGAGCCCUCAUCUCAUGUGAGUGCUCAUGAUUUUAUACAUACACUGGCGGCCAAAAGUUUAGCCAGUGUAUGUUUCAAAAUUACAAUUAAUUUCUUUGAGUAAACAUUUUUUUAUGGGGUAAAAUUACUGAGUGCACCUUUAACAAUGUAACUUCUCGUGGCAUGAAAGGUCAGUUGAGAAGAGUUUAAUAAAUCAGUUUGAUUGAUUUGUAUACAUUUUUGAAAUGCACAUUAAAACACUGCAGUUUUGUUUUGACAAAGGCCUUUGUACAAUCACUGUUUUAAAUGAUUUAAAUAUGUUCCUAAUCAUGACAUGGCAAGUCAAAGCCAAGUUCUGUGGCACAACCACAUAUAGUAUUUGUGUGCUGAGCACUGCUGUGGUCAGCCCCUGAAGGUGUAUCCAAUCGUAAACCAAUAUGAUAUUUUUUUUUUUAGUACAAUACUACAUUUUUGAUCAUUAAGAAAGCCACAUGAUCUCACUCUGUCAAAACAUGAUGAAUAUGUAUAUAUGUAUGUGGUAGCCAGGUAGAAUAUGAGUAAUGCUGGGAUAUUCCUUCUCU